Molecule: messenger RNA, 2412 nt
Organism: Lytechinus variegatus (green sea urchin)
Lineage: Eukaryota; Metazoa; Echinodermata; Echinoidea; Temnopleuroida; Toxopneustidae
Gene: napg
Product: gamma-soluble NSF attachment protein-like
Exons: 10
Coding region: 359-1324 (321 amino acids)
Biological process (GO): intracellular protein transport
Cellular component (GO): vacuolar membrane; SNARE complex
Molecular function (GO): syntaxin binding; soluble NSF attachment protein activity
Source: RefSeq, a predicted model, not a curated record
UGAUUAGCAUACUAGUAAGAGAAUCAUCCUCAUUAUCCUUGCAGCACCUCGGUGAGGCCUCGGCAGAAAACUAUAAUCCAUACAAGGCCUAAGGAUCAAGGAUCGUGAUGUUGAUUUAGUAAUGAUGAGCUGGAAGGCAUCCGUCUGACAUCGAACUGAUGAUAUUUCAGCUCCAGUCGUUACCUCCCUCCUCCACGUCAUCAGUUCCACAUGAUUAGCCAGCGAAUCGAUGAUAUGAGGAUAUGCACCGCUCGUAAAACAACAACUAGGAUGCUUGCUCGGUGUCAUCUCAAAUAUUAAUCACCUUUCUAUAAUAAUCGGUCUCGACCUCAGACUAACGAAAACAAUCAUUACAAUCAUGGCGGAUGCAAGGAGGAUCUCCGAGGCGAAGGAGCAUAUUGCGGCGGCCGAAAAGAGUUUGAAGACGUCAUUCUUCAAAUGGAAACCAGACUUUGGCAGUGCAGCUCAUGAAUAUGAGCAAGCUGCUAUAUGUUUGAAGAAUGCCAAGCAGCCUUUAGAAGCUAAGAGGGCGUACAUCAAUGCUGCAGGUGCUCAUAGAAACAACGAUGCUUUGUUUCAUGCAGCCAAGCAGUAUGAACAUGCAGCUUUCAUUAUGAGGGAUCUGAAAGAUUGGGGUGAAGUGAUGGGAUUAUUUGAGAAAGCGGCAAGUCUAUACACAGAGCAUGGAACGCCUGAUACAGCUGCUAUUUGCCUUGAAAAGGCUGCUAAAAUGAUGGAAACCGUCAAUCCCAGGAUGUCAUUGGAAUUAUAUCAAAAAGCUUGUGAUGUUGUUGAGUUGGAAGAUCGGCCACGUCAGAUUGUAGACUUCUUGGGGAAGUCAGCGCGUAUUCUAAUUAAGAUUCAAGAUUAUGAUGAAGCAUCAAAGAUACUGUCAAGAGAGAGAGAUCUCAGGCGUGAUCUAGGUGACAUCGAUGCAACAAAUAGGACGGUUUCAGCACUAGUUCUUGUUCAUCUAAAGAGAGGAGACUAUGUUGCAGCGGAUAAAAUAUGUAACAUGGCAAUGGGGUUUGAAGGUUAUGCUGAGAGUGAUGUAGCAUCAGCGUUAGCCUGUCUCUUAGAUGCUUAUGAUAAACAGGAUGAAGAUACCUUUCAUCAGAUCUUAAAUCUUCCACUCUUCAAAUAUAUGGAUAAUGUUUAUGUCAUAUUAGCGAAAAGUUUACGAGUCCCAGGAGGAAGCAGGCCGAAGCCGAAGAAAGCAGCAGCAGCCGCGGUACCGGCAGGUGAGAUGGGACUGGUUGGAGGAGCGGAAGGAGGUGAUGACCUCGUGGAUGAGGACGAUGAUGAAGAGUUUGAUUUGAAAUGAAACCCGGAGGUGUGGAGGGUGCAUCUUGAAGCCAAGUAUUAAAGACCAAGCUAUCUCAGAGACUGAAUCUCCUGCGAUGUAGAGUCCGAGUCCUAGUCCGAUUCUUAGCCUAGGCGAUUGGAGUAGUGUAGAUGGUUGAAGUGGACUAGGUGAGACCACAGCAGGUUCAUUCUGCCCUACUUUGACAAAAGGAAGAGCAGAUGAUAUAUAUCAACCAAACUUGAGUUUUUAUGUGUUAACAUUUUACAAAUCGAUUUCUUCUUUCAGACAAAAUUUCAUAGAAAAUACACCAAUGCUGCUAUGAGAGAGCUAGUUGACUAUCUUGCUAAUGCAUUGGCAUCAAUGUAAAUAAAAGACUGAUUUUGCUCUUUUAAAGGAAAUUGCACUCUUGUUGGUUGAGUCCUUUUGUCAGAGUAGGGCAGCAUAGAUAAAUUUCAUUACAAGGUAGUCAGAGGGAAGUCUCUCUCUUGAGAUUUGGGAGCAAGCUGUUUGAAUAAUCUGCAAGAAAAGUCGAAGAUUGUGACGGAAAAGAAUACAACUUUCAGGUUUGAAGUGAGUUGAUAUGCUGAGCACAAAUUUAUCUCAAACAAGUAUUAUUCUGUGUUUCAAAUAUUUGUGAGUGUGUUUUUGUCAGUAAUUGCAUUGUGUUUCAUCAGAUGUAGAAUUGAAUUGAAUUUCAAGUGAAGUGUAAUGCUCCUAAGGAAAGUAUACAACUCUUUUUUUGAUUGAAGAGUAUCAAGAACAAAAUAGAAUCAAUAAAAGCAAUAGAAGUUUUGCAGGAGAUUGCAAAAAAUGUAUUUACUUUUUUGAAAAUUUUCAAUAAACAUACUUCACAUUUACACUGUCAACAGUAUUCUAGGAGAUCUAUAUUAAAAGCUACCAUCAUUGAAUCUCCAAUAUGAUUAUAUGGUCAAAAGCCUAGAUGUUCUGAAACCAAUGUUGAUUGUGUUGUGUUGUAGACAGUACUCAGAUUGCUGUGAAGUGUACAUGAAAAUAUUUUAAAGCUGUCUUUGGUGCAAUAAUUUUUGUACCCCCGAUUGCUGGGGCAAAAAAUAAAUGGAAAAGAAAAUUAUAUCAUAAAUGUAUAU